AUGGCGAGCGGCGGCGGUGCCACCGCCUCCACCUCCGGAGGUAGCGGGGGCGCCGGCACCAAGACCGUGCCCGCCGCGCUGUGGUGGGACCCUUUCGUCGCCCUCUCCGACGACCUCGACCGUGCCGCCGCCUCCCCCUCCGCCGCCAUCUCGGACGCCCUCGCGGAGCGGAUCAAGCGCCAUCACGCGUGGCUCCGCGGCUCGGUUUCCAUGUUCGGGAAGCCAAACGACGCCUCAAGGACCGCGCUGGACGCCACCCAAGUUGCCGUUGGAGAGCACCGCCUGGCCGUCAAGCCCGACCUCAAGGAGGCCGCGCUUCGCUUGAGCAAGUCUCUGAACUUGGACGAGGUGCAGUCAUACAUUCUGGUAAAAAGAUCUUCAGAAAGCACUCCAAACACCCAUGAGCCUGAUGCUGAAGAGUUUCUUCGGCUGGUAUCUCUACAAUAUUACCUUGAGCGUCAAUGCUUGCUGAAGUGCAUCAGAAGGAUCUUCGUUCAUACCACAUGUACAGAUGAUGAUUCUGAUUCAACUGAUGCCAUCAAAGAAGAGGCCUUGCUUUUACUCAAUGAAGAGAUGGAACAGAUAUUACUAUCUAUCGUUGAAGAUUCCCUUGCAGCUGCAUUUUCUGUAAAAUCAGCAUCUGAUUUGACGGUGUCUUGGCUGGAAGAAAGUUUGAUUGAAAUUAGCUUGAUUCUGGAAGUUUUAUUUCUUGCUAUCUGUGAUAACCUUUCAAGGUGUAAUGGUCGACUGUGGAUAACUUUGUGCUCAAUAUUUAAGGAUAUGCUCUCUGGCUCUUAUGAUGUUGGAAAAUUUGGUGUAUCUGUUGAAGCAAAAAAAUCAUUUCAUUAUGCUAAAGCUCAGCUACUUCUUAUUCUCGUUGAAACUUUGGACUUCGAAAAUCUCCUCCGAAUGAUUCACGAUGAAGUCUCUUUCAGUGGAGGGUAUUCCCCAUAUUCUGUUGCUGAUAUUCUUGAGAUGGAUGUUGAAGUAUCAAAAUUGCCUGAAUGUGCAGUGGAAUCAGGACCACUAUUUCUUGCUUGGGCAGUCUUUCUCUGCUUGGUCCUGUCUCUUCCAGGAGAUAAUGCCAACUUGGAAAUUGAUCAUGCAUCUUAUGCCCAACGGGCUUUUGGGCUUGCACCGUUCAAUUAUUUACAUGGAUUUCUUUGCUCAAGCAUCUUCAGGGAGUCAGAUGGUCCUGUUUCUGGUUUCCGCGGUGUACUGAGAACUUUCAUUUCUGCUUUCAUUGCUUCAUACGAGAUCUCUUUUCAGACAGAAGACUGUUCUCUUGGCAUGAUAUUGAAUAUUAUUUGUGAAGUUUAUGGUGGAGAGGAAGCACUCUGUAUGCAAUUCUGGGACAAAGAUAGUUAUGUUGAUGGUCCAAUCAGAUCUGUUCUUCAUAUAGUGGAGAAAGACUACCCUUUCCAUAUAAAGGAUCUGCUUCGCUUCUUAUCAGCUGUUUCUUAUGGGACAUGGCCUGCUCAAUGUGUAUAUAAUUACCUAGAGAGGAUGAAUGGUGUAACAACAUGGUAUACAAUCCCUGGUAAUCUUCCUGAUAGUGUGAACUACUGUGACCAAAUUGAAAUUCAUCAUCCAAUCAGCAUUCCUGGUAUGGAAGGCAUUACAUUACCCCAUGGGACACAUGGUUACAUAUUGAAAAUUCAGGAAGAUGGUGUUGCAUUAGUUCGUUGGGAGUUUCCACAUUCAGGUGUUUUCAUUUUGCUCGUCACUUUGUCACAAGAUCUAUAUUCAUGCAAUUAUGUGGAAGCCUGCGAUAUAUUGGACUUACUGUAUCAGAUGGUAUCGUCAAAUAAGAAUCUGUGCCCUGCUUUGCUGGAUGCUGAUAAGUCUCUAGCUGUUCAGAAAUCUAAGAGUUUGGGGCAAAUUGAAGAACAUAUCAGGAUUGACGUUGUUAAAAUCCUUUGCUCAUCAAUUUUCAAAUAUGCGCAAGAUGGUAAUAAUGCCAACAUAAUGUCAAAAACCCUUCGUGUGUUAGCAGAAGCUCUCAAGUGUGUUCCAUACCGCGUGUUUGAUGUGGCGAUAGAGUGCGGCAUCUUCAGUUCACAACCUAAUGGCCCGUCAAGUGAUUGGCUACUUUCUGGUGCACUAGCUAGAAUGCUUUUUGCUGCUUCCGAGGAAAAUGGAGACUGUUCUUCACUUGCAUCUUCAUUGCUUGAUUUUGCCAUUCAGGUUUUGCGGAAAGGAGCUGCCGCUGAUGAUACGAUAUCAUCGUUCAUUGUUUUUUCAAUUCAAUACAUCAUGGUUAAUCAUAUGAACUGGAAACACAAGAAGUAUAGUUGCUGGAAGACAACCCUGAAGGUGUUUGAAUUAGUGAAGAGCUGUAUUCAAGUCAAACCAAUAUUGUCAAAGCUUGGUGGCAUGAUAUGGCAAAUUCUACUCUAUGAUUCUUCUGUCCACAGUGUUCUCUGGCACAUUGUGUGCACGUCCACGCAAUUACUGGAACUGUCAGGAGGCAGCUUCUGUAAUGGUGUUGAGGAUAUUGAAGACAUACAACUUGCUCUCUCCUGUGGACUUGAUAUUAUAUUUUUCAUGCUGUCCAACUUACCAGAGCCCGAGCAAAAUCCGAUUGAAGACCUCAAGAUGAUCAAGGUAAAAAAUGAAGAUGAAUCCCCUGAAGAGUUGGACUACAUCAAUGCUCCAACUUCGGAGUACUCUGUGGAAGAUCUCAUAAAGAUGAACAUGGUGCAGAAUCUUGGUAUUAAAGAAGGUAAUGAAACUAUAUACCAACAAUUUAUAAAUGAAGCGGUCAAGAAGGUGUGA
Molecule: messenger RNA, 2778 nt
Organism: Lolium rigidum
Lineage: Eukaryota; Viridiplantae; Streptophyta; Magnoliopsida; Poales; Poaceae
Exons: 22
Coding region: 1-2778 (925 amino acids)
Biological process (GO): RNA export from nucleus; protein import into nucleus
Cellular component (GO): nuclear pore; nuclear pore inner ring
Molecular function (GO): structural constituent of nuclear pore
Source: RefSeq, a predicted model, not a curated record